This is a messenger RNA of Vicia villosa (hairy vetch), 906 nucleotides long. RefSeq lists its product as uncharacterized. Gene Ontology annotation, molecular function: catalytic activity. The record is from RefSeq and is a predicted model, not a curated record. The transcript has a single exon. Bases 1 to 906 code for a protein of 301 amino acids. Lineage: Eukaryota; Viridiplantae; Streptophyta; Magnoliopsida; Fabales; Fabaceae.
AUGAGAAUUCUCAGUUGGAAUUUUCGGGGUUUGAGCAGCCCGAGUGCAAUUCCUAACCUGAAAAAAUUGGCUCAGCAGCACCGGCCCGAUGUUAUCUUUCUAGCGGAGACUCUGUCGAAUUCUCGGAAGUUGGAAAACAUUCGGGUUAUGCUGAAGUUUGACGCAUGUUUGUCUGUGGAUGUUGAAGGAAGAAGUGGUGGGAUCGCCGUUCUAUGGAAAAAUACCGGUAGUUGCAGCAUCAUAAACUACACAAGAAAUUUUGUGAAUGUUAUUGUCACUGAUAAAGACAAUAGUGCAUGGAGACUUACUUGUUAUUAUGGUUAUCCGGAAAGAAGUCGUAGGAAAUUGGCAUGGGACCUAUUACGAGAAACUCGUGACAUGUCAAACUUACCGUGGUGUGUUAUUGGAGAUUUCAACGAUCUCCUUUCCCAGCAGGAUAAAAAUGGUAGACUCCCCCACCCUAAUUGGCUAUGCUCGGGUUUUCGUCAAGCCGUGAGUGAUUGUAAUCUAUCCGAUAUUUCGCUUGAAGGCUACCAGUUCACUUGGGUGAAGAGUCGAGGCACCGACCAUAUGAUUGAAGAAAGACUUGACAGGGCUCUUGCCAACUCCGAUUGGUUGGCGACUUUUCCACAUGCUAAGCUAACUAAUCUUAUCGCAUCGCAUUCCGAUCAUAGCCCCAUCCUUUUAGAUUGCGAUCCGAUUCAGCAAGCUAGCAGGAGCUUUCAAUUUCGCUUCGAAAACAGUUGGUUACAAAAAUAUGGUAUAACAGAGGUGGUCAGUAAUGGUUGGCAUUGCGAGGAACAUUAUGAUGUAGUAAAGCGCAUUUCUACGUGUGCUGAAAGUCUAGAGAACUCCGGCAUUUGCGAAGAAAUAGGAGAGGUGAUAUGGAUCGGUAUAGGGCAGUGA